This is a messenger RNA of Schistocerca serialis cubense, 1238 nucleotides long. RefSeq lists its product as uncharacterized. Lineage: Eukaryota; Metazoa; Arthropoda; Insecta; Orthoptera; Acrididae. The record is from RefSeq and is a predicted model, not a curated record. The transcript is spliced from 3 exons. The coding region runs from base 676 to 1185 and encodes 169 amino acids.
UGAAUUAAUUCUUAGACUAGAUUCGUAAAUAUGACUGUCGAAUGACAUUUGAUUAAUAAAGCAUUCAUAAACUAGGAAGAUCCCGUUCUCUUACCUACCCCUUCCGCCAUCACCAUAGCUGUCAACGUAACUGGUAAUUUGUAAGGGAAAAAAAUGGUUCUGGGUGCUACAAAAAUAACCGGGGAAUAAGUUGACGUGAGUCACCCAGUGGCCGACUAUCUCGUUUGUUAUACAGGGUUCUGGAAAUCAGUUUGAUGAUUAGCCCAGCAAAGCCAUACAUACAUUCUGUUCUCUGUCAAAAGUACAUAAUGUUUAUGCUCCAGUGAUUCUGCCAUGAUCAGAUGUUCGCUUCCUACAAAAAAAAAAGUAAUCAAAAGGCAACACAGACAGAAAAUGUCUGAGAAGUAAUUUAAUAUCUCUUCCUUCACGGCUGCUAUUAAGUGUCGACGAUGAGGGACUGCUGUUCAGACCACCAGGAAUACAUAUGAGGUGCGGCGAGUAGUCAUCUGUGGAGGUUCCGGGCUGGCGUGCUGGUGCGCGACAGGGAGGGGCCGUUCGGGUCGGUGGCUGUGCCAUGCCGGGCGCUGCGGCUUUCGCCUGGGGCUCUGACCAUGAUGUGGCGGCGCCCUCGUCACUGAGCUGUCCUCCCAGGGCGGUGGAUGGCAGACCGUCGCCAUGUCGCCCGCCGCCGUUCAAGAGGAGCGCUCGGCCGCGGACGCUAAGGCAGACGUGAAACGGCGCGCAGCCUGCGUGCAAGGGCGGCUGCACCUGCUCCGGAAGGCGACAGGCCACUGCACCGAACAGCUCCUGAAGCGGACGAGCCGCGCGCCGGGUGGGAGUCGGGUGCUAAAGAGGUGGGCUCGCGAGAACGAGGGCUUCUGGGGUUUCGUCGUCCGCCACUGCAGCAUCGGCCAGCAGCUUCUGGAGGCGCUGCAGGCGCGCAAGCAAGCAAGAGACGAGCAAGAGGCCGCCCGCUCUGGGGGCUCCCGGCCGGGCACGCCCCCCGCCUCCGCCCGCCCUCAACCUUCGACAGUGAAUCGCCGCCGUUCCGGGGGGCACGGGGCGCCGUCGCCUCAAUUGAAUCUCGACGUGUCGGUGGUUCGCGGUACGCGCAUGCGCACCAGAACAGCUCCCGCUCAGCCGCCUCUGUCUCCGCGAGUGCGGGACAGGCUAUACAAGAGAUGAGCGGUCUGUGUGACUUCCGUGCCCGAUGUACUUCGUGAGCAAAGACUGAUACU